Molecule: messenger RNA, 1455 nt
Organism: Saprolegnia parasitica CBS 223.65
Lineage: Eukaryota; Oomycota; Saprolegniomycetes; Saprolegniales; Saprolegniaceae
Exons: 5
Coding region: 1-1455 (484 amino acids)
Biological process (GO): xenobiotic detoxification by transmembrane export across the plasma membrane
Cellular component (GO): membrane
Molecular function (GO): antiporter activity; xenobiotic transmembrane transporter activity
Source: RefSeq, a predicted model, not a curated record
AUGGCCGGGCAUCAAGCAGUUGUGCGCAAGGAGGAGAAGCUUCCGCUUGUCAAGGACCACUCGGACCACACGCUCUGCCUCCACGCCCAGGAGGAGACGCUGCCCGAUGCGCGCGAAGAGUGGUGGCACCUCGUCACGCUCGCGGGGCCCGUGAUCUUUACACUGCUCAUGGAGUACAUUCCGAGCUCGACCAACAUUGUGCUUGUUGGCCAAAUGCAGUCGGAGCUCACCAAGGAGUACGUGGACGCGGCCGCCAUCUCGGGCAUGUACCUUACGAUCACGUCGCUCUCGGCGGGUCUGGGCAUGUCGACGGCCAUGGACACGCUUUGCAACCAAGCGGCGGGCGCGGGCCACACGUACAAGUUUGGCAUCUACCUCCAGAGCGCGCUCCUUGGCCUCAGCAUUGUGUUCGUACCGGUGUUUUUCCUCAACUGGUUCUGCGGCGACAUCCUCGUGCUGCUUGGGCAAGACGCGUCCAUCUCGCACAUGGCCGGCGUCUUCACGCGCUGGACAAUUCCUGGCCUGCCCUUCCUCUUCGUCUACGAGAUCCUCAAGAAGAUGAUCCAGGCCCACGACAUUGUGAUGCCGAUGCUGGUCAUGACGUUCCUCAGCAACGUCAUCCACGUCGGUCUUGGCUACUACUUGGUGCACCACACGAGCCUCGGCUUUUAUGGCGCGUCGAUCGCGCGGAGCAUUGCGUACGUCGCGCUUCUCCUCAUGAUGGUCCCGUAUUUUCUCAUCAACCCGCUCUACCGCGAGUGGGAGCUGCGCUGGAGCUACGCCGACGCCCGCGCCCACCUCUGGCAGUUCUUCAAGUUUGGUCUCCCGGGUCUCUUUAUGCUCGUCUUUGAGUACGGCGCGUUUGAGAUUCUCACGUUGCUCUCCGGUCUCAUGCCCAACGCCGUCGUCACGAUCGAUCAUGACCAACACGAUCGCCCUCAUCUACAUGAUCACUUUGGCAUUGCGACGUCGGCCAACAUCCGCGUCGGUAACAUGCUCGGCGGUAACAAGCCGCACCACGCCGAGCUCAUCAUGAAGAUGGCGUACUCGCUCUGCCUCUGCUGCACGCUCGCGACGGGCGCGCUCAUCUUCUUCUCGCGCAGCAUCCUGCCGCAAGUCUUUAUCAACGACCCCGAAGUCAUUGCGCGUGCGACGACGGCCCUUGUGUUUGUGAUUCCGCUGCACAUGAGCGACGCCAUGAACGCCGUCUCGCAGGGCGUGCUCCAGUCGAUGGGGCAGCAGCACAUUGCGACCAUCACGAACGGCUGCGCGUACUACAUGGUCGGCAUUCCCACCGCGUGCGUUCUCGGCUUCUACUUGGAGUGGAGCAUCGAAGGGCUCUGGGCCGGCUUCACCUUUGGGUCGAUUGCGGCCUGCACCGUCUACUAUUUCGUCUUGCGCCGCGUCAACUGGCCCAAGAUGGCCCAAGACGCUGUCUUGCGCACAGAAGAGUAG